AUGUCUAAGAGCUACCAGCAUGUCCUGGCGUUGGUCUUUGCUGUAGAGAAAAUCAACAGCGACCCCCAUUUCUUACCCAACCUCUCCCUGGGUUUCCGUCUCUAUGACGACUAUUACAGUGGGAGCCAAAAUUGUGAGAAUGUCAUCAGUCUGCUGUCAGAAAGGGACACGCUUGCUCCGAUCCCACCACCUCUCUAUCUCUAUGGUUCUAAAUAUCUUUAUGGACAGUCACUUUAUAACACGAUGGUUGCAGAGGCCAGCAAUAAGGUUAAAAUAUUUCCCAACUAUAAUUGCCAGGGCUCAAAGAAGAUGGUGGCUGUCAUUGGAGGACAGACUUUGGAAUCAUCUCUAUGGGUAGCCAAUAUGUUGGGUCUCUACAAGGUGCCACAGCUGCAUCAGUCCCUUAAGAAAACAGUUUUCAACAACAAUGCUAUGGAGGAAACUCUUUUUCACAAGAGCGGAGACUUGGCAACGUACAAUGUAUUUAAUUGGAUUCUACUUCCUAAUCACUCCUUUGUGAGCCUGAAGGUUGGUGAAGUGACUCUUCAUUCUCCAGCAAACCACAGUGUCACCAUUCAUAAAAAGAUGGCCUUAUGGAGUGGCAUGUUUCUCAAGCCACCUCAUUCAGUGUGCAGCCAAACCUGCCCACCCGGAUUCCAGAAGGUCCCCUUGAAAAAGAACCCCAGAUGUUGCUUCCAGUGCAUUGAAUGCCCUAAAGGAGAAAUAUCCAACCAAACAGAUAUGGACCACUGUGUGGCAUGUGAAGAAGACCGCUAUCCAAAUGAAGCAAGAAACCAAUGCAUCCCCAAACACGUCACCUUCUUAUCCUAUGCUGAACCCCUGGGGAUCGCUGCAGCUUCCACCGCCAUUGCUUUCUUGCUCUUUGCUUCACUGGUGCUGGGAACCUUUAUAAAACACAGAGAUUCCGCCAUAGUCAAAGCCAACAAUCGCCAUCUCAGCUACAUCCUCCUCUUCUCCCUCAAGCUCUGCUUCCUCUGCUCCUUGCUCUUUAUUGGUCAACCACAGAAGCUCACCUGCCUUCUUUGCCAGUCGGCCUUUGCGGUCAUUUUCUCUGUCUCUCUUGCAACAGUUCUGGCCAAAACCAUCACGGUGGUGCUGGCCUUCAAGGUCACCAAGCCAGGCAGCAAGGCACACAUGUGGAUGAGACCCAGGCUGGCAAAUGUCUUUGUGUUGUCUUGUUCUCUCAUUCAGGCUCUGAUUUGCACAGUCUGGCUGGGAAUUUCUCCCCCAUUUCUACAUGCAGAUUUGCACUCGGAGCCUGGACACAUCAUCCUUGAGUGCAGCAAGGGCUCGACUGCUGCCUUCUACUGUAUUCUGGGCUACCUGGGCUUGCUGGCUGUGGUGAGCCUCACUGUGGCUUUCUUGGCCAGGAAGCUGCCCGACAGGUUCAAUGAAGCCAAGUUCAUCACCUUCAGCAUGCUGGUGUUCUGCAGUGUCUGGGUGUCCUUCAUCCCAACCUACUUGAGCACCAAAGGGAAAUACAUGGUGGCUGUGGAGAUCUUCUCUAUUUUAGCCUCCAGUGCUGGGUUGCUUGUCUGUAUCUUUUCCCCAAAAUUUUAUAUUAUUCUCCUCCAUCCAAGUAAGAACAAAAAAGAACAUAUAACUAGUCAGAACCGUGGGAGCCGCAUUUCCGGUGCCGCUCCAUCUCCUCCUCUCGUUUGUUCCUGGGUCUCGGCCGUGGCCAGCCUCCGGUUGAAAGUCACUUUGAGGAAGUGCCGUUAA
This is a messenger RNA of Pogona vitticeps (central bearded dragon), 1743 nucleotides long. Its product is annotated as vomeronasal type-2 receptor 26. Gene Ontology annotation, cellular component: plasma membrane. NCBI's taxonomy places the organism in Eukaryota, Metazoa, Chordata, Lepidosauria, Squamata, Agamidae. Gene Ontology annotation, biological process: G protein-coupled receptor signaling pathway. Gene Ontology annotation, molecular function: G protein-coupled receptor activity. The record is from RefSeq and is a predicted model, not a curated record.